Molecule: messenger RNA, 830 nt
Organism: Telopea speciosissima
Lineage: Eukaryota; Viridiplantae; Streptophyta; Magnoliopsida; Proteales; Proteaceae
Product: 14 kDa zinc-binding protein
Exons: 6
Coding region: 90-683 (197 amino acids)
Biological process (GO): sulfur compound metabolic process; purine ribonucleotide metabolic process
Cellular component (GO): cytoplasm
Molecular function (GO): adenylylsulfatase activity
Source: RefSeq, a predicted model, not a curated record
UCAAAGCUUCUUCUGUUUUGGUCACACUCUUCAAUUUAAUGGUGUAGACUGAGAAUGUUGGAGGUUGAGGGUUAGGGCUUCCUGAAAACAUGACUUCAGUUCCAAUUGUUGCUUCGAGUAGAGUCAUGGCUGCCACAAGUUCCUUCUCUCUUCUGCGGAAUUCUCUGACACUACGAGCUUUCCAGAAUGCUAAAACCUCCUUUGUGUUCUCCAGCAAUCUCGCCCGCCAAACUUAUGCUGUUCUUCCUCUUCUUCCCCGGAGAUCCUUGUGCCAUAUAAGAGCUACUAAUGACGAAGAGGCUUCAGCCAGAGCAGCUGCAGCCAGUGCUGACAGUGGAGCUCCAACCAUAUUUGACAAGAUCAUAGCCAAGGAGAUCCCUUCAACCAUUGUUUACGAGGAUGAGAAAGUCUUAGCAUUUAAGGAUAUCAACCCCCAAGCUCCUGUUCAUGUUUUAGUUAUUCCAAAGUGCAGAGAUGGAUUGACACAGCUCAGCAAGGCUGAACCACGUCAUAGUGAAAUAUUGGGUAAUCUCCUCUCUGCUGCAAAAAUAGUAGCAGAGAAGGAAGACAUCCUUGAUGGAUUUCGUGUUGUCAUCAACGAUGGUCCCGGUGCCUGUCAAUCUGUUUAUCAUCUCCACUUGCAUGUAUUAGGAGGGAGACAAAUGAAAUGGCCACCCGGUUGAAGAGCUAAGGAUGCCCAAAGAUUGUUUUUUUUUUUUUUCAUUCCCUACCCUUUUGCCAUUCUUUUUCUCUGAUAAUCAGGUAUCCUGAGUGAAUCGAGGACCUUGGAUCCAGUACUCAGGAAAAUGAACUGUUACCAAAUUGCUCCA